This is a messenger RNA of Didymella exigua CBS 183.55, 264 nucleotides long. RefSeq lists its product as uncharacterized. The record is from RefSeq and is a predicted model, not a curated record. Lineage: Eukaryota; Fungi; Ascomycota; Dothideomycetes; Pleosporales; Didymellaceae. The transcript is spliced from 2 exons. Bases 1 to 264 code for a protein of 87 amino acids.
AUGGUCACUUACAUUUCCGGCGAGAAGGGCGAAGACACAUCUGGCCUAGCCCUCAUCAACGUGUACGUCCUUGGUGACAGACUCCUGGCUUUCGGCUUCCGGAGCGCGCUCGACGAUCGCAAAUCGGUAUUACUCCACGAGCCUAUAUUCCUGCCGUCAGAUGGGCCUUCGAGAACAUAUCUGGCGAACGACCGCUGCUUCAAUUUCUCAUUCACGACUUUUGCGAAAAUUGUCAAUAUCUUCGUCCACUGGCUCUACAACUAG